GCAACUGGUAUUUUCAGAAGCAUGGCAUCGUUUACAGUGCGUGCUGAUCUGAACGCUGCAAAAACACUUGCAUUUGACACGUUAGCACUUAUAGUUGGGAAGGCGAAGAACUUGAAGGCGUUAAAUUAUGAGUCUAAACUUAAAGGAAGAUUAGGGAGUUUUGUUUCUGACAAACUUUGGUCAGAGGCAAUUUCAACUAUUUCUAAAAGUGGAUCGGCAUCUAUACCGCUUUAUUUGAAUUUUGCGAGGAUAAUAUCUGUGCCUGAUGAAGUCAGCCGUCAUAACGCACCGUCCAAUGCUUUGGCAAUAUUCAAAGAACUCAAAAACUUUUCCAAACCGGAAGGAGUAAAAAAUAUUUCUGUAACUUUGUUAGCAGACUGGGUAGAUGUCUGUGCCAGUGUUGCAGCAAUAUCACGUUGCUUUCCAUUAUACGAUAGUCGAACUAAUAUUCAGUCACCACUCGAAGCUGUUGAAUUAGAAAUAAUUGUUUCUGAAAACGAUAAGGUCUCUUUUUCUUGCAAGUGCAAUGCGACUAGUCUUAGCUCUGCCGAUAUUUCUUUUCUACAAGAUCUUUGUGACUCUAUUCGGUUGAGUGCUAAGCUUACUGAUAUUCCCUGCAAUACCCUUCACACAGAAGCUUUUGUCAGUGAAGCAGUGAAGUUGGUUGGAGGAUUGAAUGGAGUUAAAUCCAGUAUAAUCAAGGGCGAUGAUCUUUUGAAGCAAGGGUUCGGUGGCAUUUAUCACGUUGGGAAAGCCGCACUGCAUCCCCCUGUGUUUGCUUGUUUCAGUUAUGAACCCGCAGGGGCUAUGCAGACAUAUGCUUUGGUUGGUAAAGGCAUAGUUUAUGACAGUGGUGGUAUGACACUUAAAGGAAGGACAAUAAUGCCAGGAAUGAAACAGGAUAUGGGAGGAGCUGCUUCUAUGUUAGCAGCUUUUUAUGUAUUAGUAAGAUCAGGUUUUAAAGAAAAUCUUCAUCUCCUUCUCUGCGUUGCUGAAAAUAUGAUUUCUCCUUCCGCUCUCCGUCCUGAUGAUGUGAUUACAAUGCUAAGCGGUAAAAAAGUGGAAGUCAAUAAUACCGAUGCGGAAGGCCGUUUGGUGCUUGCUGAUGGUGUUUAUUACGCAAAACAGAUUCUGAAAGCCAAUACAAUAAUUGAUAUGGCGACUUUAACUGGAGCCCAAAGACAGGCCACUGGUAAGUUACACGCAGCUGUGCUGACGAACAGUGAAGAAUGGGAGAAAAGGAUUUGCGCUGCCGGAAGAUUUAGUGGUGAUUUGGGACCUCCAAGUUGUAUUGCUGGUCUUUUCAUAGCAUCACACAUUGAUUUUGGGAAAGAUGUUGACUGGAUACACAUUGAUUUCGCUCAUCUUGUUGAGAACGGUGAACGUGCUACUGGUUAUGGUCCAUCACUGAUUUGCGCUGCUUUCGGGAACGAGUGUGACGUACCACUUUUGAAAAGCUGA
Messenger RNA from Enterobius vermicularis (human pinworm), 1461 nucleotides. Lineage: Eukaryota; Metazoa; Nematoda; Chromadorea; Rhabditida; Oxyuridae. The record is from the annotation of a GenBank genome assembly.